AUGUGCGAAAAGGACGGCGAUUCGAAGGCGAGCAUCGAGGAGGACAUCGAGAACCUAUCGCACGAAGAUUUAUUAGAAAUAACGCAGAGCAGCAUCCGAAGGCUCAUUACUUCUGAUCCACUUUUGAGCGAUUUGCCCCCUGAUGUAACGUUCGAGGAAGUCGUGGCUCAAAUAGCGGUAGCCCAGGGACAGAGCAUAACUGUUACAGUUAAUAGGUAUUCUGAGUCUCCUCUGAAUGUUGUUAUUCCUCAAAAGGGUACAACAGUACUAGACCUAAAGAAAGCCAUAAGGCGUGCCUUUACGUUGAAACAACAGCGCCAGAGGAUCAAGACGAAAAUAAGUUGGAGGUAUGUGUGGAAGACCUACUACUUGCAGAACAUUCAAAACGGUCAGGUCAUGAUACAGGAUAAAAAAGAAGUAUCGGAAUACGGAAUAGCAAAUAAAUCCCAAAUUAGAUUUGUGAAGCGGCUAAGGAAAGAAUCUUCAAAGACCGAGUCAUGCUGA
Molecule: messenger RNA, 504 nt
Organism: Phyllotreta striolata
Lineage: Eukaryota; Metazoa; Arthropoda; Insecta; Coleoptera; Chrysomelidae
Source: the annotation of a GenBank genome assembly